UUAAACUCAGAAGUGUACAUAUUGUUGGAACACAGAAAGACGCAGAACGAAGAAGCAGAAGAAGAGCAAAAACUGUCGGAAGAUUUCAUGAAAACCCUUAACUACACACAGACGUUUGGUCGAUAUAAAAACAGAGAAACCAUCGCUCAAGUUAGAAAACCCUUUACUACACACAGAAGCAAGAAGAAACUGCACAAGUUUGAACUGGCCUGUUUGGCCAAUUUAUGUCCUGACACAGCAGAAGAAGCUAAGGCCUUGAUUCCAAGCUUGGAGGAAGGGUUUGAUGAUGAUGACCUUCAGCAACUACUGGACCACAUUCAGACACAUAGAAGUUUCCAAUACUAGUCAGAUAUAUGGUGGUUUGAUGUGAGGCACGUGAUGCAAGUCCUGCUUUGGAUGUCAGAAGACAGUCCCAACAUUUGAUAUUUUAUCUGUUAUAAACUAAGGAAGUGUAUAU
This is a messenger RNA of Pocillopora verrucosa, 457 nucleotides long. The record is from RefSeq and is a predicted model, not a curated record. NCBI's taxonomy places the organism in Eukaryota, Metazoa, Cnidaria, Anthozoa, Scleractinia, Pocilloporidae.